UGUUUCGCAAGUGUAGAGAUUUUCAUUGGUCAAUUGCAUUUGACGUCAUUUUUGAUCAGCUGAGAGAGCGGUCAUUACAAACGCAGACGAUGAAAGCUUGAUUGACGAUGAAGCACCGCAGCAAUAAAGUGAAUUUCUUGUCGUAUUCUUCACAUCGUAAGAGAAGAGGCAAUCGGAGGAAAGUGAGGGAGCCGUCCAAAAGUCUGUCAACAUCAACAGUGACCCUUCCAGGACUUCAUGAACAGACUGAUGCCUCAAGAAUGGAAUUUGAUGUCUCUCAAAUGUUACUUGAUUAUAGUCUUGGUGAUCACAUCCAGGAAUUAGAUCGCUCAUCAUCAUCUUCAGGCAGUAUGAUUCCAUUCAUGGAUGCAAGUUCUUGGCUGGCAGUGGCUGGAGAAAUAAGUCUAACCAAGCUGCCAACUACUCUCUAUCAUGUCUGUAAUUGGUGGAAAACGAAAGUUAAUGAGAGCCUGGAGUUUGCCAAAGAUGUAGUGUUUCCAUCUCGUGUCUACCGUAGGGAGCUUUAUGCCACCCAAGAACAGAUCAUUCUCCUUCAAGAACAACUUCAGAGAAUCACAGAAGAGAUGAAAUCAAAGAAAUCAGCGGAAAAUACAUCUGCAGCUUCAAGUUGCUCCCAUUGUUGCUGUCCACUGCACAGCCCUACAGCAACCAACCCUAUCGUAGGGGCAGUAGACCAACCUUCUACUAUCACACUGCCACCAGGCUCUUCAACUCUACCAAGUGUGCCGCCGCCACUACCACUGCCACCACCCCCACCCCCACCAGCAACACUUAUGCCCCCACCUCCCCCUCCUCCCCCUCCCCCUCCACCAGCAGUUGUUCCUCCUAAAGACUGGAGAAAGGACCUACCCAAGAGAAAGAAAAGCACCAGCAAUGAAAAUAAGGAAGCGAAUAAAAAUCCUGCUAUUUCCUUGGAUGACAUCAAAGGAGUGAAACUAAAAAAAGUGGAUAGGACAAUUAAGAGGUCUAAAUCCUCAUCUGGCAGUGGGCCUCUUGUAACGUUAUCUGAUCUUCAAGCUGUGCAACUCAAAAAAUCUUUCAAGUCUUCAACUCAGUCCCCUCAAAUCACAUCUCCCAUGAAUCUGAGGAAAAGGUUAUCAUUAGAGGCAGUGGACUUCAGGAUGUCUUUGAAGAGAGUUGGUUUGCCGAGAAGUCCAGGUGGCACUCCGUUCCGCAUGAAACCGACUGAGAGUGGGGUAGGGCUUACUCCUAUAAUGACCAGGGCUCUCAAGAGGAAAUUCAGGAGUGUGACUACUCCUCCAUCACCUUGGAGCAGGCAUGCCUCACCUAGCAGUAGUGAUACAUCACCAUUCACACCACCAGGUAUUAGAUUCUGAGACUAAACACCAUCAAGACGUGACUACAUAUCAGGCUUGCCUCAUCUAGCAGUAGUGAUACAUAGCCAUUCACAGUGCCAGGUAUUAGAUUGUGAGGCUAAACGACGACUUCCAAAUGAAUAUUUUGUGACUAUACAGCAAGCUUUCCUCACCUAGCAGUAGUGAAAUGCCACCAUUCAGACUGCCAGGUGUUAGAUUGUGAGACUGACCUUCAACCCCUCCAUCAUUUCAGAUGAUUUUACAAUGAAAAAUCAAAAUCAGUUGUAACUUUCUAGUGUAUUUCUGCACUUCGUAGAGACAGGUAGACAUGCCCAUGCUAAAGUACUGAGAAGUCUUUCUUGUGCUGACUACUGUACAUGUUUGAUUUGAGGACAUAUGAUUAUUUUGGUUAUAGGAAAUAGGGUACAGCGGGCAAUCUGCCUAACAGUCACAUAUAGGGGAAGGCGGGGUAAGUUGAGAAUAGGGGCAAGUUGAGCCACCACACCCAGGCCAAUAAUGAAUGAGUCAGACAUUGUGGUGGUGUCAUGUAUUGAUGACCCAUUUCAUAACCCUUUUCCCAACCAUAUUGUUUUCGACUUUGAAACAAAAAGUACUUUUUUCGACGGAAAAAUACAAAUUUCAGCC
Messenger RNA from Lytechinus variegatus (green sea urchin), 1982 nucleotides. RefSeq names its product proline-rich protein 11-like. Gene Ontology annotation, cellular component: cytoplasm; nucleus. The transcript is spliced from 9 exons. NCBI's taxonomy places the organism in Eukaryota, Metazoa, Echinodermata, Echinoidea, Temnopleuroida, Toxopneustidae. Bases 108 to 1358 code for a protein of 416 amino acids. The record is from RefSeq and is a predicted model, not a curated record.